Messenger RNA from Mangifera indica (mango), 3233 nucleotides. RefSeq names its product pentatricopeptide repeat-containing protein At4g18840-like. Gene Ontology annotation, biological process: RNA modification. Lineage: Eukaryota; Viridiplantae; Streptophyta; Magnoliopsida; Sapindales; Anacardiaceae. Gene Ontology annotation, molecular function: RNA binding; protein binding. The record is from RefSeq and is a predicted model, not a curated record.
ACUUUGAAAUAUGUUGAACUACGGUAUCUGUCUGUUCCACGGGCCGUGUUUUGGCAAAGGUGGUCUUGUUGGUUGCCAUGCUAGUUGGGAUAGGGUUAGGUUGUUUAUGUCCACACCAAAUGUUUGUGUCAUAUUGUGUUCGUCUUGCUGAUAACUGUGAGCAUGCAAUGCAUUUCUUUCAAGUUGUGCACAGGUAAAGGGCAUUUGUGAUCAUGUAUGGUGCUCAACAGCAGAAAUCUGCAUAAUUUCAUGCAUGACAUGGCAGAGAAACUCACAUACACCAAUAUAUUGCUUCCAUAUGACUGCUGAUCAUCUUAUAUAGCUCCAAUGCCUGUGGGAAAGAAAAUUCUUUCCCUAGACAUGAAGUACACAGCUAAAUUGUUACUUUAAAAGAGGCAAAUCAUUCUUGCAAUUCUGUAUUUGAUAGGGGGCAGGCUUGCUGAAAAAGUCAGCUCUUCUGAAUUUUAUGGUUGUAGAUGAUGCAAAUGCCAAAAAAUUCUCAAAUCCCACCUUUACACGUACAAAACUGAAACUAUUCUAGUUGAUGAAAAUACAAGUGGCGUCAAAGUUGACUCUUUUGUGAACCUAUUUGUUACCAAAAUCUCGUCUCCCUCCCUUCUUCACAGUUUACCUACUUAUUAUGAAGAAGAUAUUGAUGACAUCGGGGUUCGGUCGCUUGCAGGAAGCAUAGCACUUCCUCAGAAAAUGCUCGGUAGUCAGGCUACACAUAGCACAACUACCUUCAAGCUUUCCGCCACAAGCACAUGACUAUUUGCUAAAAUUACGUGGGCAACAGAUACUUGCUUAUAUAAGCCAUUUUUGGAAUAGAAUCAGUAGCCGUGCUAAUAUGGCUCUCCCAGCACCAGUUGAAAUCCAGCUAGCACAAUUAGGGGAGGAUAUUCUCUUUAGUGUUGACAAAGAGUGGGUACACAAUAUCAAUAAUCAAGUAGCAAGUUACUUUUUGUGAUAGUUAGAAGGCUUCGAUAAUUAAACAUGUUUACAGAAACAAUGGUGAAUAUUGUUUUGUGUUGUAAGUAUUUCAAUCUUGAUCAACUCAUAUAGAAGUUAAUGAAUGCCAAAUUUAUCACAGGCAGAUUUCCAGCAUUGGUAUAUACCAUUGUGAAUAUUGAAUAUAACCAUUACGAAAACAAGUCAAGAAACGAAAAGUUUGGGAGAUACCAAUGAGUACAUCUUUGUCUCACUCUCAGACCCCAAUUCUCUCAUUCACUGAUAUGGCCACUUCCCUUACUGAAAUUCAGCAAGCUCAUGCCCACAUGCUCAAAACUGGUCAUUUCAACAACACUUUUGCUGCAAGCAGACUCAUCAGUUUUGCCAGCACAAACCCUGAUCCUCAAACUCUCUCUUAUAGUCACUCCAUUCUCACUCGAAUUCACAACCCGAAUUCGUACACUUUUAAUAUCCUUAUCAGAGCUUAUGCUAACAGUCUCAACCCACAAAAUGCACUCCCAGUCUUCCUUCAAAUGUUGAGUGGCCAUGCAAAUGUUGUUCCUGAUAAGUACACUUUCACUUUUGUGUUAAAGGCAUGUGCUAAAUCUGGUGGAUUGAGAGAAGGAAUGCAAAUUCAUGGUCAUUUGUUAAAGAUUGGAAUUGGGUGUGAUUUGUUUGCUCAAAAUACCUUGGUUCAUAUGUAUGCGACAUCCGGGUGUAUUGAAAGGGCACGUAAUGUGCUUGAUAAAAUGCCGAAACGAGACGUGGUUUCUUGGAAUGCUUUGUUAAGUGCUUAUGUGGAAAUGGGAAUGAUUGAGUUAGCACGCGAGUUGUUUAAUGAAAUGGAUGAAAGGAAUGUAGAAUCUUGGAAUUUUAUGAUUUCGGGGUAUGUAAAUGCUGGGUUGGUUGAAGACGCUAGACGGAUUUUUAAUAUGAUGCCUUCAAAGAAUGUGGUUUCUUGGAAUGCUAUUAUCACUGGUUAUGCGCAUGCAAGUUGUUUCAAUGAAGUUUUGGUGUUGUUUGAGGAUAUGCAGGAUGCGAAAGUGAAGCCUGAUAAUUGCACAUUUGUCAAUGUUUUAUCUGCCUGUGCCCGGGUUGGAGCUCUAAGCCAAGGUGAAUGGAUUCAUGCUUAUAUUGAUAAGAAUAGGAUUGAAAUUGAUGGUUUUAUAGCUACUGCUCUUGUUGAUAUGUAUUCCAAAUGUGGGAUCAUUGAAAAGGCUAUGAAAAUUUUUAGAAACACUUUGAGGAAGGAUGUUAGUACUUGGAAUUCAAUGAUUUCUGGUUUAAGUAUACAUGUUGGAGAAUCUGCUUUGCAAAUAUUCUCUGAUAUGAGUGUGGCGGGUGUUGAGCCGAAUGAAGUGACAUUUAUAGGUGUUUUAUCUGCAUGUAGUCGUUCAGGGCUGUUAGAUGAGGGGCGUGAAAAAUUUGAUCUCAUGACUCAUGUUUAUAGAAUUCAACCAACAGUUGAGCACUACGGCUGCAUGGUGGAUUUACUUGGUCGACAGGGAUUACUUGAGGAGGCUGAGGAACUCGUGAGAGCAAUGCCACAGAAAGAAGCUCCCGUGGUCUGGGAAACACUUUUGGGUGCUUGCAAAAACCAUGGUAAUAUAGAGUUGGCAGAGUCUGUUGCUAAGAAGCUCUUGGAGAUGAAUCCUCAAGAUAGUGCUGGGUAUGUACAGUUGUCAAACAUGUAUGCAUCUAUUGGAAGAUGGGAUGAUGUUAUGGAGUUGAGGAAUAAAAUGAAGGCACAAAAAGUAAACAAGGAGCCCGGUUGUAGCAUGAUAGAAGUGGAUGGAGUAAUUCAUGAGUUCUUAGCUGGCGAAGGAAUAAUUUCCUGAGCAAACUUUACCAUGGAAAGUAUGAAUUAGACAAUUCAGAAUGCAAGCUCUUCUUAAUCAAUCCCAGAGCUCACUGGGUAUUAAACCUGAAUUUCAUCUUAGAGUAGCAGUUGUUCACUCUCCGAUGUUGGCACUCUAUAUCAGUUCAAUUAAAGCCUACAAGUAGCCAUAUGCUGUGGAUUGUAGAAUGAACAAGAAUAGGCGGUAGAAUUUCGAGAGAAAAGGGGCCUUCAAACCCAUAAGUGGUGCAUGAAAAUUACAAAAUGAUAGAAUUCUGCUGAUGGGAUGUUACAAUUAUUUGUGCUUGUAAAAUGGAACCUCUUCUUCUUUGGAACAUGGGAGGGGAGAAUGUUGUGGGGAGGCAUCUAGUGAUAGGGUUCCCUAAUUGUAAGUAGCCAGCUUUGUACUGUUUAUCACCUCAAAAUCUCUAUUCUUUUAAUACUUUCA